Lindgomyces ingoldianus is the source of this 1113-nucleotide messenger RNA. RefSeq lists its product as uncharacterized. The transcript has 3 exons. Lineage: Eukaryota; Fungi; Ascomycota; Dothideomycetes; Pleosporales; Lindgomycetaceae. The record is from RefSeq and is a predicted model, not a curated record. The coding region runs from base 34 to 1113 and encodes 359 amino acids.
CUCCACGAUGCUGUGCAGCAUACAGCUAUAUCAAUGUCGGACUUGCAAAUAAUGGAGCAGCAAGACGUUUCACCACCUCUAAGCUUCAGAGAGCCGCCUUUAACACCUCCGUCAACUAACAAGAAGCCAGCUGCAGAGGCGCAGCAUCGCGUUAUCGCACUCUUUAAUAGGAUCCAAGCAGGAAGGUAUACUGAAGGAAACAAUUGGAUAGAGUAUUGGCUUGCGACAGGAGAGUUCGAUCAGAUACAGAGUAACCUCCAGCAAGACGACGCACUUUUGAAGUACGCGGAAGCCAGUAUACGGUAUGACUACGACGAAACGAAGCGCCGACUAGUAGUCCGCAUGCCUACUGGGGUACACGAGUUCUUUGUGGACAAGGUGGAGGAUAACAUUCGGACCCAGUUGAAAGUAAUUAGUAAAGGACCUGGCAGAACAGCUCAGUUCGCGAAGAAUUUACGACCCGCCAGAUCUACUGAAAUACGUUUCACUGGUAGCAAGUCGAGGUACCAUCCAGACAUAUCGUUCGGGCGGAAGGGUGCAAAAUUUCCAGGCGUUAUCUUUGAGAUCGCAUACUCGCAGCUUCGGCUAGACCGGCUAGCCGAGAGCUAUAUUGUGGAUUCAAAUGCAAACAUACGGGUCGUCGUCGGCCUGGACAUUGCAUACGGCAAGGAGUCGCGGAAAGCGACGUUGUCGGUUUGGCGACCACAGAUAUCUAAUAAGACUUUAGUAGUUGUAGCAGAGGCGACAGAUGAAGUUAUCCGUAAUGACAAAGGUAACUCCGUUGGGCACCCUGGCCUACGACUCCGUCUAAGCGAUUUUACCUGCCAAAAAAUUGCACUCGAGCAAAUAGGAGAUGAAGAUAUAGACAUUUGUAUCUCUGGGGAACAGCUCUGCGAAUACAUCGCUGAGGCGGAGGAUGAAGUACAACAAGCCACGUAUGAGGAACCUUUGCCUGAUGGCAUCAACAAACGAAAACGAUCUGAGACACCUCCUGAAGAGAUCCGGUCAGACGAUGAAGUAAAGUACGCUGAGCAAGAGAGGAGAGCGGCGAAGCGAGCGGAUCAUGAUAUGGAUUACGAGGAUAGACAAUCAGCCAAGAGCCUCUCAGAGUAA